This is a messenger RNA of Aegilops tauschii subsp. strangulata, 498 nucleotides long. The record is from RefSeq and is a predicted model, not a curated record. NCBI's taxonomy places the organism in Eukaryota, Viridiplantae, Streptophyta, Magnoliopsida, Poales, Poaceae.
AUGAGCUCCCCGUCCCCGCGUUCGUUCCCCCUGUCCUCUCUGUCCCGUUGUAGAAAGUCGUCCGCCGCGUUCCACCGCUCAGCUCCCCAUGCUGCUACUUGCUGCGCGGCUGCUGCGUACUAUUCCUGCUCGUGCUCCUACCGUCCGCUCUCGCCACCCGCUAGCCGCUGGCCAGUAAGACCUCCAACUCCCGCGAUCCCCGCGGCUACACCGCCCGCCGCGCGCACUUCCCCUCCCUGCGUCGGUCGCUCCCCGCGCUCGCCCUGCCCAUGCACCGCCGUGCGCGCCCGCGUGCUUCCCCACUGCGCUCUACUCUGGCCCGCGCCCAGCACACCCCGCCUGCCUCGCUCUGCCGUGCUUGUCGCGUGCAACGACGACCAAGCCCCGCGCCGCGCGUGCACGCGGCCUCCUCCCCUGCGCGUCCUCGCCUCGCUGGCUCUUCCUGCUGGUGCUUCCCAUGCGGCGGCCGCCGCCGCCGCUGCGCCCGUCGGCGCAUAG